Molecule: messenger RNA, 2058 nt
Organism: Seriola dumerili (greater amberjack)
Lineage: Eukaryota; Metazoa; Chordata; Actinopteri; Carangiformes; Carangidae
Gene: ddx43
Product: probable ATP-dependent RNA helicase DDX43
Exons: 16
Molecular function (GO): RNA helicase activity; ATP binding; RNA binding
Source: RefSeq, a predicted model, not a curated record
AUGUCUGACUGGGAAGAGGAGUACAACGAGGACGGCACCGCUAUCCAGAACCCUGCCACUAAAUCAGUUCCGGUUGAAUGGAAAUCACCGUGUGAUGACCGUCAACAGGGAAAUAUAUCUUUUGGUGUAAGAAGUGGAGCCAGAUUUGGGGCCUCAGGAGAGGGGAGAGCCGAUCGUAUUGGCCAGUACAAAAGCCGGAGAGGUGGAGGCCAAGGCCGUGCGUUAUCCCCGGGAUCAUGCGGAGGUCCGGGACGACGGCCCUUUCUUGAUGAAAAGUCAGACUCUUCCCAGCCUGUAACUAUCACAGUGGAAAAUGCUUCAGUCGGGAGGGUUAUAGGUCGCGGAGGAGCCAAAAUUCGUGAACUUGAAGAGAGCACAGGUGCGAGAAUCAAGAUAAACAAAGGAGACUAUGAAGGCGAGGUGGUCAUCUUUGGGUCCUCUGCUGCUCAGCAGAAGGCCAAGGAGAUGAUCGAAGACUUGGUGGCAGAUGGCAGCUCUCGAUUUCACAAUGGUACAAAGGCGAGAGAGUAUGGAGGAGUCGGUGAUGGAGGAACGAAUGGCUCUGUCUGGUCUGCUUCAGCAAUACAGGCUGCCAAUGCCGCCCCAGCCCGCAUAUCCAUAGACUGGAACAGCAUCCGGGAGAACAAGGACAAGUAUGAAGAGCUCAAGUGGAAGGACCUCCCACCCUUGAAGAAGAAGUUUUACAUUGAGGCAGAGUGUGUUUCCAUGCUCACAGCAGAGGAAGUCAGUGAAUGGAGGAAGGAGAAUAACAAUAUCUUUGUGGAUGACCUGAAGGAGGGAGGGGAGAAACGGCCCAUCCCCAAUCCCUGUCGCACUUUCCUGGAGGCCUUUGAGCUUUAUCCAGAGAUCAUGGAAAAUAUUGAACGAGUUGGCUUUGUCAAACCAACCCCCAUCCAGUCUCAGGCAUGGCCAGUGUUGCUGAGCGGGGAGGACCUGAUAGCCAUCGCUCAGACGGGAACAGGGAAAACCCUGGCCUACCUGCUGCCAGGGUUCAUCCACAUGGACGGACAGCCUGUACCCAGGGCUAAGCGCAGCGGUCCGGGCAUGUUGGUGCUGACUCCCACCAGAGAGUUGGCCCUGCAGAUUGAAACUGAGUGCAACAAGUACCGUUAUAAGGGCUACAAAAGUGUCUGUAUCUAUGGCGGAGGGGAUAGGAGAGGCCAGAUCAACCUGGUGAAGGGCGGGGUGGACAUAGUGAUCGCCACACCAGGCCGACUUAAUGAUCUACAGAUGAACGAGCUCAUCAGUCUUCGCUCCAUCACCUACUUGGUGCUGGACGAGGCUGAUCGUAUGCUAGAUAUGGGCUUUGAACCUCAGAUUAUGAAGAUUCUUUUGGACAUCCGCCCAGACCGACAGACUGUCAUGACCAGUGCCACCUGGCCCACUGGGGUGAGACGAUUGGCCAAAUCCUACCUAAAGAAUCCCAUGAUGGUUUAUGUCGGCACCCUGGACUUGGCAGCAGUUAACACAGUGCAGCAAACAGUGCUGAUCGUCCAUGAAGAUGAGAAAAAGUCCUACGUGUUUGACUUCAUCAGAAACAUGCUGCCCCAGGAUAAAGUCCUCAUCUUUGUUGGCAAGAAGCUUGUGGCUGAUGACCUGUCCAGUGACAUGUGUCUGCAGGGUCUGGCUGUGCAAAGUCUCCAUGGUGACCGUGAGCAGUGUGACCGUGAGGAAGCCCUCAAGGACUUUAAAGAGAGUCGAGUUCGCAUCCUGGUCGCCACAGACCUGGCAUCUCGAGGGUUGGAUGUCCAUGACAUAACACAUGUCUUUAACUAUGACUUCCCCCGUAACAUAGAGGAGUACGUCCAUCGUGUGGGCCGCACUGGCCGAGCUGGACGUUCAGGUGCAGCUGUUACCCUGGUAACAAGAGAGAACUGGAGGAUGGCCCCUGAACUGAUUCCCAUCUUGGAGCGAGCAGGACAGGAUGUUCCUGAGGAGCUGGUGGUCAUGGCAGAGAGAUAUGAGAAGCACAAGAGGGAGAAGGAUAUGUACAACCCACGGGGAGGACCAGGACAAGGAGGGGGAGGGGGAGGUGGG